GCGAGGCACCAUCCUCGAUACCCUUUCCCCUUUCCCUCUCUCGUUGCAAGAUUUCCUUAUAACUCGUAAUGUUUUUACAUUUUAAAUUCAGUGCCUUUAAGUCGCUUUUUCCUUAGUUUUCUUAGUUACGUUAUAUUCCGCGUCUAAGUGGCAUGAUGUUCACGUCCACCGGUUCGUGGGGAUUAUAUAAAGCACCCCUGUCGAAGAGCUUACUUCUGCUUCCUACAGUCCUCACUGUGCUGCUGACUGUGCUUCUGCCUCAGUACCAGGAUCUGUUCAUAUACAACAUCCAGGCCAUCAGGCAGGGCAAGCAGUUCUGGAGGCUGGUGAGUGGACGACUUUUCUGUCUGGACCUGAAAGACACUUUCUGCAGCAGUCUGCUUAUUUACAAUUUCCGCAUAUUUGAGAGAAGGUUUGGCAGCCACAAAUUUGCU
Molecule: messenger RNA, 434 nt
Organism: Danio rerio (zebrafish)
Lineage: Eukaryota; Metazoa; Chordata; Actinopteri; Cypriniformes; Danionidae
Gene: ubac2
Product: UBA domain containing 2
Cellular component (GO): membrane
Source: RefSeq, marked validated